Messenger RNA from Amoebophrya sp. A120, 5851 nucleotides. Lineage: Eukaryota; Dinophyceae; Syndiniales; Amoebophryaceae. The record is from the annotation of a GenBank genome assembly.
AUGCCGCCGCGCAAGACGGAAGCGGCGGAGGAGGCGAUGAAUUUUGAUUUCGAUGGCAUGCCCGUAAUCAUCAAUGUCAAGCCAGAGGAUCAGCUUGAGUUGACGGAAAAAGAGCUGGAGGAAGAGGUACAAGAAAACGAUUUUUUAUUUUUGAUGCACAUGCAUGUAUGCUUAUGCAUAGAAGUAGAAACAAGAACAUCAACGAAGGGACCGGACCGUGCUUAUUCGUGAAUCAUAUCACAUUUGCGACGAGGAGAAGCUGCUGGAGAGCAUAUUUAUUUGCGACGAGAAGAGACUACGACCGCACCACUUUCUUUCUUCAAAUCAAAUUUCAGGUUGAGCCACGGGUUCUGUACCCAAAUAACCCAAGGGCACCACACAACAUCACCCAGUACUCCUACAAGGAGCGGGCUUUCAAAAGGGAUGAUCAGGUAGGUCCCUUUGCUCUACAGGAGGAAAACGAAAUUUUUUUUUGCAGAAAUUUAUUCUGAUGACGCAAAGCUAUCAUGCACAGAUCACCACCAUACAUAGGUAAAAAUGCUAGCAAGCGUGAAUAAAAGUGAAAGCAAAAAUCCAAAUUCCAGGUCGACCAAAUGGUAAUGCACUUGGAGACCGAUGCCACAAUACUAAAGAAGGAGUCCCCAGAAGAGGGCAUGCAGCAAGAGAUCCUGAAGAGAAAAAAAGAAGAGCAAGAGAAGCGAGACGCACAGGAGGCCGUCGACGUCUCAAUACAAGAGUAUAAUUUUAGAUAUGUUUUGGCUCCGUGCCUGGCGGAAAAUGAAAAUUUGAUGAUUUGAUUUAUUCGUGUCGUUUUAAUUCGGUGCCGUACGACUCCUCCUGUUAGCGAUACUUACUGGAUUUUUCGCCCACUUCGGUGCUACCCCGAAACUGAAUUUUUAGUCAUUUCAACUCAUCACAGAUACGAGGGUGAAGAGGCGAAAAAGAACACAUUGAGAAACCAAUUUAACUUCUCCGAGCGGGCAUCACAAACCUACAACGAGGUGAUGCGAACAAGAACCAUAGGUACUGUGAUACAUAGGAUCUUGAAUUUAGUGCCUGUGAAGCUGUUUUGUGGACGUAUGAUAAAUUGCAGCAUAUGGAAUGAAAUUUUUGCAUUGCAACAAAAUGAGAUGAAGCAGAAUUAUCGUGACGAUGCAUGCAUACUCACAUUGAAACUUCACAACAGCGACCCAGCCACCAUUGUGCAAGAGCUUCGCAGAGUCGGUGACGCAGUUAUCAAAUGCAAAUAUGUCUGGGUCCGGAACAGUGAAACUUGUGGUGCGGGUCUUGCAUCCCUGGGAUAUUAUCUGUGUUGCAUGAGCAGCACAAGUGGAGCUUCCUUUGCGAUGCAAAAACGCAAUUUGUGAUGCCAUGUGUGCUAGACAUCAGCAGGCGUCUGAAAUAGAACUUGUCAUGCCUCGCUGCCAUUGCAAGCGCUUCUAUCAUACUCAAUUCAGCAUCACAGGUAUCCAGACCCAGACAUACUUGCAGUGCAUAACAGUGGAUCAUCUACGAUUCUUACAUGAAGGACAUCGAAGCCGCGGAGGCCGUAUGCAUCGCAAAAGUAUCGUACUCAUAUAAAGUUAUUGCAGUCAUGCAUGACAGUAUAUAACGCUCUACCAUGUCCAGCAUGUUGACAAAUUGCACUUUUGUUCUUGGUAAAAUGUGUAAUGCAGUUUAUACAUAGUGCGAUACUGUUGCACUGCAUAGGCCGCAAAGCAGAGCGCAAAGGAGAAGAAGAGUGCAAAUUUGGACAUGGAGACCAAGAAGAAGCCCUCAGAAUCCGACCCAAUUUACUCCGAUGCCAUGAAAUUAAGUACAAAUAGAAAAUAAACCUUUUGUUUCGAUGUGUUUCAUGACAUUUUGUUUCAGAUGUUGAUUAUACAAAUCUUUUCUUAUCUUCCUGCGACCGCGCGUGAUGGUUUGAUAUUUUCUUGAAACCACGCAGUAGUCUUCUACAACCGGAUGAACACAAAAAAAAUAGGUAUCAAGCUCAUGGAGCGCAUGGUAAACCAGAACGCCGAGGCGGAAAUCUACCACGAUUUCAAGUUCUGGGAAGACAAGUCGGACGAAUUCCGACCAGACGGUGAGGGAACCCUGUUGCCAUUGUGGAGGUUCACCUCAGAGAAGGUCAAGAGAAAACAGGUAAGCACUACGACGAGGAUGGUUUUACUUGAAUGAAGCGUGCAGAUGAUGAAGAAAAAAUGCAUGAUUCGGAAGAUUCCGCACGUGAAAUAAGUAAUUCCUGCUUCAUUUUGGGUACUUAGACACCAAAAUGAACUUAAACCUCCCAGGUUACCGCGAUCCGGUGGAACCCAAAGUACACGGACCUCUUCGCCGUCGGUUUCGGGUCCUACGACUUCAUGCGACAGGGCACGGGGUUAUCCUGAGUAAAAACGUACCCACACCAGAGUUGUAAUGCAAAUCUGCAUGCUGAAAAUGUUAAUCAUGCGGAGCUCCAUGAGAAGCAUUUUCUAGCCGUGUUUUGCAAUUUGUCAUGCUCCAAUCAGCAUGGUAUGCUAGAUCUGUGAUGCUGCUGAGCUAGCUCAAACAGCACUACACUACGAGUCCAAAUUUGUGAUGCAAAACAGCCAAAACUUGUGGAUUUGUCUAGCCGAUUCCCCAUCUUGACUCUGGUGUGGGUACGUUUUUACUCAGGAUAGGGGUGCAUCUGCUGUUACAGCUUGAAAAACACGAAAUUCCCGGAAUUUAUCUUUAACACCGACAGCGGCGUGUGCAGUCUGGACUGGCACCCAUCAAGACCCGCACUGCUCGCCGUGGGCUUGUACGACGGGACCGUAUUAGUCUACGACGUCCGGGGAAAGACCAAGCGACCCAUCUACGCCUCAACGAUUAGGACCAACAAGCACAGCGACCCCGUUAUCAAAUGUAAAAAUGUCUGGGUCUGGAAGAGUCAUGCUGUUUUUGCAUGACACAGAGGGUCUGGCAUGGAGGCUCUAGCAUCACAGGUUUCGAGAACCUUCCGCAAUGCCGAAUCCGCAUGACAAGUCCCCUAUUUCGCUGGCAAAAAGUGGGAGCUUUUGCUACGUAUGCAUGAGAGACUUUUCUGUGUUCUGAAAUACGCAUUACAAGUUGCAUUCUUCCAGACCCAGACAUUUUUACAUUUGGUACCCGUGUGGGAGGUGCGAUGGAACGACGAUCCGAACGGAGCUAUCCUGAGUAAAAACAUACCCACACCAGAGUUGUAAUGCAGAUUUGCAAAGACAGGAAGACUUGGAAUGCGCAUCCCCAUGAGAGCCAUUUCCAAUCCUGUUUUGGAAUUUGUGAUGCUGUGAACAGGAUGAGCAGAUGAAUCUGUGAUGCGGCUGCGCUUGCUAACCUGCACUACACUGCAUAGCCCAACUUGUCAUGCGUGACUCCCAAAACUCCUAGGUUUGUGUUGCAAAGUCCCCAUCUUGACUCUGGUGUGGGUACGUUUUUCCUGAGGAUAGGAGCGGCGCUUUCCUUCUACAGUGUCAGCGCGGACGGCCGCGUCAGCAUCUGGCUGCUCAUGAAAGACAAGCUGGAGAGCGAAGAAUUGAUGGCACUCAAGCUGCACUCAGGUACAAAAACAAAGACGUUGUCGGUAAAUUCAGAAUCAGAUGCGGAUGAAUUCUUGUUCGUGCUGCCGUGUGUGUCUCUCUGCAGGUGAUGGUCGUGACGCGGCAUUUGCCGUCUGUAUUUUCUAUCAGCAAAUUUAAAACUCAACAUUGCUAUUGCAACACAAAUUUUCUCAGGUGAGGAAGAGGACACCGGUCUCACGGGCUUGGCAGGCGGGCUUUGCUUCGAUUUCCACAAGACAAACGAGGACUUGUUCCUGAUCGGAACAGAGGAGGGAAGGAUCCACAAGUGCUCAAAAUCAUACAGCGGUAUCAUUAUGUUUAGUUGCUGUUUAGGAUAAGGUGUUUUAGUUUUUGCACGACUUGCAUAUAGGCAUUUCAACAACAACAUCGAGAGAAUGCGUAAACGUAAUGAAGAUUUGUGAGGACCGCAACCGCAAGGAGGACACGAUGAAGUCCAAAUUGCCCCCUCUAUGCUUGGUACUAAGAAAUAAAUCAACUGAAAAAUUCAUCACAUCUCUCAGGUCAAUACCUGGACACCUACGAGGGUCACAGCAUGGCCGUCUACGCCGUAAGAUGGAACCACUUCCACCCGAACAUUUUUAUCUCUUCCUCAGCCGACUGGACCGUGAAAAUGUGGGACCACACGACGAAGACACCCAUCAUGUCCUUCGAUCUAGCACAACAGGUCGGCGACGUCGCCUGGGCACCAUACAGCAGUAUUAAUUGAUUUCUUGUGCAGCUGCAAUCAUGGAAAAAUGGUGUAAGAUUCAUCAAGUUCUUGGCUGUAUCUUUAUCGUCCAUCUGGUAUUUGACAAGAAUCCCAUUUUGAAGCACAACUUUUACGAAAUGGAAAUACUUAUCUCCAGGUACGGUCUUCGCCGCCAUUACGGCUGAUGGCGUCACGCAUGUUUAUGACCUUAGCAUAAACCGCAACGGACCGCUGUGCUGGCAAAAGGUGGUCGCCAAGGCAAAGUGCACCCAUCUCGGCUUCAACGGGGAAAGUCCAAUCCUGAUUGUGGGUGACGAUAGGGGCGGUGUCACCAGUUUGAAGCUGUCUCCGAACCUGCGAGUAGAUAUAAUUGUGUUUUGAGUUUUACGUAUACGACUGUGCUAUACUAAGACAAGGUGCAUCUGCUUUUUGAGUUUGCAAUGUCCGUUUCGAAUGCAGCAGUAUAGAAGAAGCUCGAGAAGGUUGGGCAAGUAACGUAGGAACAGGAUGGAAAAAAUUUUGAAAAUUACACACAUCAGAAAUCCAUGACCGGCACGGGUACGGGCGAGGAGUAUGUUGCGGCAAAGACCGGACAGGCUCUGAUCGACCAGGAAAUUGAGGCCAUGGAGACACUGCUGGGUAUGGUUGUCGAAACCACGGAGCAGUAGGCGGAGCGCUUUAGAAUUUGUCGUGGAUAGUAGAACUAAAAUCAAAAAUUUUCUGAAUUCUUAUCACGCAGGAGAUUUCUGCACCUCCAUCUCCAAAUACAAGCUAUCAAAAACAAAAAAGCAGAAACUCGUACGAAAAAAGACCUAGAAUCGGCAGGCGGAGCAUGAACAUUAUGGAUAGCAAUACAGGAACAUCAGACAGGAGAAUACUAUCAAACCGUUUUCACUUUGACUUCACAGAUUGACUUUGACCUUGAAAACUAACAGAAAUAUUGCCAAAUUAACCUAUCGAGAAGAUGAAUAUUGCCAGAGAAAAACAAGAGGAAAAGAUGAACAAGACUCAAUACGGAAAAGAAAACAGUCGAAAAGAUUGCUGUAUGAUUCAGGAGCAGCAGGCUAGACAGAGCCAGUAGUUUUGACCAAUAGAAGCAAAAGUUUAGCGAAGAUCAUCUUCAGACAAUAUGACUAAUGCAAUGUUUUCAUUUUACAGAUUCACAGACACAGACGACAGUAUUGUCCGAAUUCUAUCAAAUAUGUCGAACCAGAGCGACCUGCAUGUCUUGUAGGGGUUCUGAGCGUACUAGCGCGCAGUCGAGUACGAGUGUGACUUGCAGGGACUGCGCCUCCUUGCCGUUAGGACUCAACAACCGACACAGAACUGAUAAAGUACCGAUAUGACAAAGUUUAGUAUGGAACAAAAUCUUCCAGACUUGAGCUAUUAUUAGGCUGGUGGUAGCAGGCUAGUCGUACUGACAAUUUUAGUGUCCUUAUGAUUCAAAUUUUACAAUAUCAAAAUCUUAGUUGCACAGUGUAAUGUCCUCUGAACGAGAGUUGUGAUAAUUUUCAGACACGGCUGGUUGAACAAAACUGGCAAAGAAAACCGAACAAACAAAUUGUAACUGUAAACUACG